AAAAAAAAAAAAUCUAUGGAAACUAACAUUUAAUUGUUAGCAGUCUUGCAGAGACCUACAGGCAUCAGGGCACCUCGGGGGCCUCAUGAGCCUGGGGGCCCCGCCUGCCUGGUGGGAAAGGCAGGGUGCUGCCUGCUCCCGGAAGUACCUGCAGGACCUGGCGGGGUGGCAGCCGCGGUGGAACUCACAUGCCCACCCCCACCGUCACAUCAGACAGGAGGAGCGACACCGCAGCUGCCAGAGGUGGGGGAGGCGCCCCCACCCAUUGUCCAGCCCAGGAGGCUCCAGAACGGGAAGCAGGUGCACAGUUAGCAGCAGCGCCCAGGGCUGUCCAGAGGCUUGCCCAGACCCUGGGGCAGAAGGCCAGGAGGUGGCCAGGAUGGGGCCCUGGUGUGCACUGUGGCUGCUGCUCACACUGCCGGACGUCCUGUGGGGCCAGGUCCUGAACCCCCUGCCGGUGCAGCUCGGGAUGCAGAGCUUCCAAGGAGACCAGGUACGUAGCCUUCCAGGAAGGGAGGCAGCUGGCUGGGGCCCCAGUGUGGGGGGAGAGGAGGCCAUGCAAGCCGGGGUCGUUGCCCAGGGAGUGCGGCAGGUCAGCUCACGCUGCCAGGGGCCCAGGCCCUGCUCUCAGGACCCCAGGACAAGCCCCGACAGAAAAGGACCCUGGACACACUUUCCUGGGUCUCCCGUUCCCUCCUGCAACCCCUGCACACGUGGGGAGCUGAGGCUCAGGGAGGCCGCCAGACCAGCGCCCCUAGCACAGGCCCAGCCCCACAGCCCUGAGAGGAGUCCUGGCUCCGAGCUGUCCGGGGCAGAUGGGCGGGGCUCCCCGCCCGGCCACCGCCAGCCCCUGCAGUUCCAGGGGGAGUGGUUCGUCCUCUGCCUGGCCAGCAACACCUACGGGAAGGAGCACAAGGCGCUGCUGGGCCCCUUCACCGCCACUUUCGAGCUGACUGCCCACGGCCACUUUCAGGUGUCGAACGCCAUGACCCGGGGCCGGCGCUGCCACACUUGGUCUUACGAGAUGAUACCGGAGGCCCAGCCGGGGCAGUUCGCGGUGGAGCACGGCAGCGGACCAGGGACUGACAGAGAGGAGAUCCAGGUGGUGGACAGCGACUACACCAGCUUCGCCCUGGUGCUCUCCCGCAGGCCCGCGGGCAGCCUGACCAUCAUCAGAGUCAGCCUGCUGGGCAGGAGCUGGGUGCUGCCCCAGGGGACGGUGGACAAGUUCAUCUGCCUGGGCCGGACGCACGGCCUCUCGGAGGACAACAUCGCCUUCCCCAACCUGGCCGGAUGGCUGCCCCAGGCGGGCACCUGUUGAAGGGCAAAGGGGCCCGCCCGCCCCACAGCCUGGAGCCCCACUGGCAGACGAAUAAACACUCGGCGCAGAGCCCCGCAGUGUGACCAGCCUGGCCUGGGGGUGGGCGAGUCGCGACAACGAGGGCUGCUGCCCUGCAGGUCGGCUCCUCCUGGGGACCCCCAGCCUGCCCGGCCCUCAGGCGGUGUCGUGCGGCUCUCUGCGGUGAGCGUGUGUGUGUCAGGGAGACGGCGUGUGAGUGUGCGUGUGAGUGCGUGUGUGCCUUUGCAUGUCGUCGUGGCCCCUCAGCUGCGUGAGGUCGCGGCCCCCUCCCACGGCCGGCCAGAGCUCGGGCUGCAGGAUGCAGGCUCCCCAACAUGCUCAGCCGCGCGCCGUGCCGGGCCAGGGCGGUCAGGCGAGGCUGGACGGAGCAGCCGGGGCCCAGAACAGGAGGCAGCCCCGGGGCAGGUGUCCCAGGCCUGGGGAUGCGGGAGAAGCAGCCCCAGGCCUGACCCCACUGGGUGUCAGGAGACUGUUCAGAAACAGAGCCACAAAGGGCCCAAGGCCACAGCCCCAGAGCCCCCGUCCCAGCCCGGGCGCCCCAUGAGAUGGCUGCCUGGCCAGCGGAGCAGCCCACGCCUUGGCCCCCCGCAGUCUGCGCCCACCUUGGCCCCCCGCACACUCCGGGCAGGGGAGCAGUUGCGGCCCAGGGCAGCCACGGAGCUGGCCCGGCUGUCUCUGGCCUCGCUAGAGAGCAAAGGGCGCCCAGAGAGACCCGCACGGGCGCCUAACCUACAGCUCCAGAGGGUGGCUCCGGGGCGCCUCCCCACAUCCCCGGGUGAUGGCCCCACGCGUGCUUCCUGCUGGGCAGGACCAAGCAGAUUCUGGAGCGGGCAGCUGGGCAGGGACAGCAGACCAGAAGCCCUCCCUGAGGACCCCGAAAAGACUGGCACCCAUGGUGGGUGCAAACAACGCCACCUGUCACUGCGGCACAGCUAGCCUUCCGGGUGCGCAGGUCCACCUUCUCCAUUGCGCUCCCGGGCUCCACGCUGGCACCUGCCUCAGAGAAGGCUGAACACCUGUGAUGGGAAUGGUGGAUGGUUGGACAGGUGGACGGAUGGGUGGACGGUCAGGUAGAUGGGUGGACAGGUGGACGGAUGGGUGGCGGUCAGGUAGAUGGGUGGACAGGUGGACGGAUGGGUGGUGGUCAGGUAGAUGGGUGGACAGGUGGACGGAUGGGUGGCGGUCAGGUAGAUGGGUGGACAGGUGGACGGAUGGGUGGCGGUCAGGUAGAUGGGUGGACAGGUGGAUGGA
Messenger RNA from Propithecus coquereli (Coquerel's sifaka), 2611 nucleotides. It is a transcript of the gene LCN12, whose product is annotated as lipocalin 12. Bases 86 to 1321 code for a protein of 411 amino acids. NCBI's taxonomy places the organism in Eukaryota, Metazoa, Chordata, Mammalia, Primates, Indriidae. The record is from RefSeq and is a predicted model, not a curated record. The transcript has 6 exons. Gene Ontology annotation, molecular function: small molecule binding.